UUUACGGUAAGUCAGACGUGUAUCUAUGUAUGCGUCAAACAGGACGUUUCCUACAAAACAACUACAAGACUUGUUACUCUGAGACAAUUUACUAAUGAAUUCAAAAGAGGAUGUCAUCCGACUUAACGUUAGACCUCGGAAAUCAUCAACAUUACCCUGUGAUGGACAGUGAGACAGGCAUCAUCUCCAUCGACCAGGGAGGAGAGUGGGACAUUAGCCUUUUUGAUGAGCUGGACAACCUGGGAGAUGCAGACGAGCUGCUAGAGGCCCUGGAGAACGUUGGCUAUGCCAGUGAGGGUCCAGAUCUGGACUUUGAUAUUGACAUACCUCCGUGGAAUGAAGUGGACACAAGCAGCACCUGCACAGAUGGUGAGGUGAGUGUGGACUCUCUCUCACCUGCUCACACUCUGAGCUCUGUCCCCUCUCCUGCCUCUGUGGAAGCCCUGUCCCCAUACUCCUUACAAGAUGAGGCCCUGUCUCCACAGUUGCAGCCCUCUCCUGUUUCAGUCUGCUCAGAGUCUAGUGGUUUUUCUGAGAUCGUGCCCCCAGCUAAGAAAGCUCCAAAGAGGACCAGCCAGACCACACGAGCCAAACCAGCGCAGCCGAUCAAGAGGCCAAUUCAGUUCGGCCCAAAGGUUUCCAUCCAGCCCAAACCGUUGAUAACAGCUGUGCCCUUGGCUCACGCAGCUCCCCCCCUGCAGGCUAAGACAAUCAUCAUCCAGCCUCUGCAGACCACUGUGCUGCCUGUAGUAAAACAAGCUCCAAUCAACAUCCAGCCAGCGCCCCCUCCAGGUCGUCCCAUAGUGCUGUCUCAGCCAAACCAGGUGUUACAGAUCCAGACACCACAGGCUGUCACUGGCAAUGUGGUCACCAUGCCAACUCUGAGCCAAGACAGGCCUGUUCCUGUUGCUGCUCCACCAGUGGUCUCCGUCACACUUCGAAGCCCUUCCUCAGAUGAUGAUUCAAAGUUGUCCCAGAGGCAGCAACGCAUGAUAAAGAACCGCGAGUCAGCAUCCCUGUCUCGGAAAAAGAAGAAAGAAUAUCUGCUCUCGUUGGAAGCUCGCCUGAAAAUGGCGUUGUCUGAGAAUGAGGUGCUCAAGAGCGAGAACGGCAACCUCAAGAGACAGCUGGAAGGCCUGCUGAGUGAGAAUACAGUACUAAAGACAACGUCCCCCAAGAGAAGAGCUGUGUGUCUCAUGGUGGUCUUGGUGUUCCUGGUGCUUAAUGUUGGACCAAUGAGUCUGUUUCAGGGCGGCCCAGGCUCCAAGCUCGAGGUUGUGUCCAUGCAGCACAGCGGCAGACACCUGUUGAGUUUCUCCCCAGAGGCAGAAACUGAGGUCGCGAUGGGCCCCGAGGCCCUCGGCAGCGGCCCCUCUGAGAUGGCAGACAGCUCUGAGGAUAAGGCCCUGAUGGUGGUGAAGGAUCCUAUCUUUCUCAGACCACCUCCCCCAUGCCAGCCUCCUGUUAACAGGACCAAGUGCAUUGAGUUGGCCCAUGAGUUGAGGGGUUGGGUCCACCGUCAUGAAGUGCAACAGACCAAGUCGAGGCGCAUGAGUAACAGCAGUCACAAACCCACCAGGACCAUUCUGAAAACAGAGAAUAAGGAGGCGGAGAGUGCCCAGAUUGUGACGGUCCAAUACACAGAAACUACUGAAGAAAAGAAUCCUGGUAAUGAGCUGCAGGUAUACUACGCACCCCAUCACACCUAUAGUGACUUCUUUGAUGAGCUCAAUCGUCGUGGCGACACUUUCUACGUAGUGUCAUUCCGCAGGGAUCAUCUUCUCCUUCCUGCCACCAACCACAAUAAAGGAAGUCGUCCCAAGAUGUCUUUGGUGUUGCCAGCCAUGAACGUUAACGACAGCAUCAUAAGGGACAAAGAGGUCGAGGUGAUGAUGCAGAUCGACUGUGAAGUAACAGACACCAGGAUCCUCCACAUCAGGUCUUCAACUAUCCCCCCUUUAUUGCGGGUCAACCGCACAGACACUUUUUAUCAGCACUCCCCGACUGACAACCAGGCUGCCCCUCCCGUCGGUGUGCUGAUGGGAUCUGCUUAAGAUCACCAUCACCACAUAUAUUCUUUAUAACUCCUCAACAAAACCCAUCAAGACAAACAGAAGAAAAGAUGUCUGUUGACACUUUUUUUUGGAUGAUGAAGUAUAUUUCUCAAUCCGGCGUAUUCCAAAUGCCUUUAUGUUUGUGAUUACAUUGCAAUGAAUGUCCUCUGCUGAAAUCCAGUAGCUCACAUUGUCAGCACUAGUCAACCACAUUCUUUAUUAGGGCUGAUAUCCGGAGGUAGCCUGUAACAUGGUCCGAGCAGACGCUAGCUCCUUGUGUGGCAACACUGACUCCUCAGCGUAACCCCAGACACCCUACAUAAGGGUAAUUGCUUAACAGCAGGGGGCAGAGCAUUGAACCCUGAGUUACCCCGUCAUAACACAAAUACUUGUACCCCAUAGCAGCUCUCCUCAAGUCUGUUCUUUUGUUUUGCUCAUAAUUUCUGGACCAGCUGCAAAGCCAGAGCUUAGAAAAGAGAAAAUUGAUAAUACACCUAAGAUUUAUCUCACUAGGGACUUUGAUCACAGCCAGAAAAAUACAUUUGUGACAUCAAUGUUUAGAAGCACAACAAAUUAUGUGUUUGUAUCUAAGCUAGAAAAUGGAUUGCUGUAAUUGUCUCUCUUACUCAUUUGUAGUCUUUUUUGCCUCUCUUAGUUAAAGAAAUUUUAAGAGAAGCCAAAUUAACUACAUACAGCAAUAGAGGUACAAGGUAAACUCAGGAAGUCAGGUGACCUGUGAAAGCUAGCAGGCUAACCACUAUGUUGUUGGUGUGGUUUUCAUUAAUGUAAGGACUUUCAGGUGCUUGUUUUUCGCAAUGUAUUGAUCAAGAAUUUCAGUUAAUAAUUUUUGGGUAUUUGCACUGUGCUUCAAUUAUUCUGUCAAAUUUUUUUUUUCUUUAUCUGUCUGAUUAUGCUUUGUGGGAACUUUUUAUUUGAAACUGAUUACAGAAAACUCAAUGACAUUGUAUAUAGAAUUUUAAAUGGUGGUUGGGAAGGAAACAUACAGUAAAUGUUGGUACAGGGAGAUUUCUUUAGUAUCUGUAAGUCACUGGGUGAAGAUGCUGAGAUUUUAUCCCAGAUAAUGUAUCAAAUUUGAACCCCCUACUGUAUAAGUUGAGCUAAAAGAAGCUGAUGUUUGUUACACGUAACCACUGGUGAAAAAUGUCCGAGGACUUCUCCUUCCUCAGGCUAAAUUGCACUUUUGUUUGGUGCACUUAAGCCUAUAUUGAAGAACAAGUUUGUUUGUUUUUAAAAAAAAACACUGUGUGAUGGAAAUAUGAUAGUUUUUAGUACUAAUUUGUUGUAAACAUUUGUAUAAUAAAUGCAGAACCUGGGAAUUUCAGUUCUGGCUUUAAAUGC
This is a messenger RNA of Thunnus maccoyii (southern bluefin tuna), 3413 nucleotides long. RefSeq names its product activating transcription factor 6 (gene atf6). Gene Ontology annotation, biological process: endoplasmic reticulum unfolded protein response; regulation of transcription by RNA polymerase II. The transcript has 16 exons. The record is from RefSeq and is a predicted model, not a curated record. Gene Ontology annotation, cellular component: nucleus. Lineage: Eukaryota; Metazoa; Chordata; Actinopteri; Scombriformes; Scombridae. Bases 111 to 2054 code for a protein of 647 amino acids. Gene Ontology annotation, molecular function: DNA-binding transcription factor activity, RNA polymerase II-specific; RNA polymerase II cis-regulatory region sequence-specific DNA binding.